AUGGUCUCCCAGUAUAAGUUUGAUCUUCCAUUGGCUGCAACGAUUCGUCUGAAAUUCCACCUGGUAUCUGCUAUUUUAAUAGCUAGCUAUAUAAUUGGAGGAAGCCAUGAGUUACGAGCCUACGUGCCUUUAAAAAAAGAAUUUCUGUGGAUUGGCUGGGUCUGUGGGGAGCAGGGCUGUGCAAAUCCAUGCCCACAAACUCCAGAGAGAGCUAACGGUGUAAAUCUUCUCCCUCUUCCUCCCCUGGGACCUGUCGUCCUGCUGGGACAAGGUCCCCCGGGUGCCAGGCCCAGCUACGGCCCUCAAGUUCCACUCAUCGCUGGCGGAGCGGCCGGUGGAAGCUGCCAGGAUCCCGCUCUGGCCGGUGGCACCGUCCUCCCAAGUGUAUCGGAGCAGAAGCUGAGCCUGCAUGCGCUGCUGCAGGGCCUAGAGCCGGGGCGCCGCUGCCGGCCUGCUGCCCUCUCCCCCCUGCAGGGCAUGGAGGCCUCCGUCACCACGGUGGAUGGGCAGCAGGAGGACGACAUCACCGUGCGGGAUGGUGCCGGCCUGGACAGCGCCUCCCUGGACUCUCUGUACAGCCUGCUCCACGGCAGGCCCUGCUGGAUGCCUUGCCAGCAGCUGCCAAGGCUGCUUCCGCCCUCCUGGCUCCGGCCCCGUGACUUCCCAUGGCCCCUCUUCCCUCACGGCGCCUUUGCUCUCCCCCUGGUUCUCCUGCAGCUGCUGACCUUCCUCCUGAAGGUGCCUGACUAUGGGAUCUACUCCCGGGAUGUGGAGUUUGUGAAUGAGAUCUUGCACCUGAGAACUCGGGGCCUCGCCAUGUACCAGCUGUCGCUAUCCCUGUACCGCCUUCUGGCCUGGAGCUACUUCGCCAGCGUGCAGCUAGAGGUACUGAAACUGACGCGGCACCCCGAGAACUGGAGCAUCCAGGCCCGCUGGCGCAUCACGGGGCUGCCCUUCCACGUCCUCCUGCUGCGCUUCUACAGGAGGGACAAGCGGGAGCUGUUCAGGACCUACGACGCCUAUUCCACUUUCUUCUUGGACUCCAAAGGGCUGAUCCGCUGUCACCGGAUA
Pelodiscus sinensis (Chinese soft-shelled turtle) is the source of this 1071-nucleotide messenger RNA. NCBI's taxonomy places the organism in Eukaryota, Metazoa, Chordata, Testudines, Trionychidae. The record is from RefSeq and is a predicted model, not a curated record.